Molecule: messenger RNA, 2364 nt
Organism: Tribolium castaneum (red flour beetle)
Lineage: Eukaryota; Metazoa; Arthropoda; Insecta; Coleoptera; Tenebrionidae
Product: hemocyte protein-glutamine gamma-glutamyltransferase
Exons: 7
Coding region: 204-2327 (707 amino acids)
Biological process (GO): peptide cross-linking
Molecular function (GO): protein-glutamine gamma-glutamyltransferase activity
Source: RefSeq, a predicted model, not a curated record
UUGCUAAUGCAGUCACGCAUAAAUAGAAUCUCCCGUCUUAAGAAACAUCAGUAUUAUUCGUAUUUCAUUGGUGUAAAGUGCAACUAACUGGAUAUUCACAGGCUUUUAACAGUUGAAUACCUGACAGAAUAAUCUGGCAAAGCACUUGCCAUCAAUCCUGUGCCAACUUUUACCGGUGGCCCAAUUUUUAACGCAGUAACAAAAUGGAACCGAUUGAAGUUCAGUCGACUGAAUUUUACCCCAAAGACAACGCCAGGGAAAAUCACACCGCAGAGUACGACUUAGUCAACAACCCUGAUUUUCCAACACCGAUACUGAGAAGAGGGUGCAACUUUUUCUUCGCAAUACGAUUUAACCGGGAUUUUGACGAAAUAAACGAUGUUGUUCGAGUUAGAUUCGGAUUUGGACCUAAGCCUAACGUUAUUAGAGGAACAAGAGCAAUUUUGCCAAUUCUGGCAAGACAAAAAGUCUUGCCAAAAAAUACCCACAUGUGGUCGUCUUGUGUCACCAGAAUCGACGGGAAUAUUGUAAUGUUACAAGUUCACAUCCCGCCAAAUGCCCAAGUCGGAAUCUGGAAAUGCUCAAUCCAAACCAAUAUUUCGGGCCAACGGGACAAGCGCUACGAUCAUAAAGUCGAAGAUGACAUUUACAUUCUCUUCAACCCUUGGUGCGAAGACGAUGGUGUCUACAUGCCAGAUGAAAAGGAAAAACAAGAAUACAUACUCAACGAAAAUGGGAAAAUUUGGUGCGGUACGUUCAAAAAACCGGUCGGAAGACACUGGAUUUUUGGACAGUUUGACGAUAUUGUACUACCAGCAGCAGUGCUACUGCUGGACAAGUCAGGAUUGGCUCCUGCUGAUAGAGGCUCUCCUGUUCUGGUGACCAGAGCCAUUUCAGCAGUGAUAAAUUCAGUGGACGAUGACGGCCUCCUGGAAGGCAGAUGGGACGGAAACUACAGUGACGGUACUUCUCCCCACGCCUGGACCGGUUCCGUGGCCAUCCUGGACCAGUACCUCCGAACAGGCGGAACUCCAAUGAAAUACGGCCAGUGCUGGGUCUUCUCAGCCGCAACCGUUUCCGUUUGCCGCGCUCUGGGAAUCCCCUGUCGUUCAGUCACGAAUUACGUUUCUGCCCACGACACGAACUGUUCCCUAACCGUUGACAAGUACUUCGACUUGUUCGGGAACAAGAUUGAGAACGGCCCUGAGGGCGACUGCAACGAUUCUUGCUGGAACUUCCACGUCUGGAACGACGUCUGGAUGACGCGACCUGACCUGCCUCCGGGUUACGGUGGCUGGCAAAUCAUCGACGCAACGCCGCAAGAGCAAAGCGACAGGAUUUUCAGGUGCGGGCCUGCGUCAGUGGAGGCGGUCCGUAAAGGCCUGGUUGGGUAUUUGUACGACACUCCGUUCGUGUUUUCGGAAGUGAACGCCGAUAUAAUUCACUUCCAGGAAGACCAAAACUCCGAUUGGGGCUUUUCCCGGUUGAAAAUCAACCAAUACCAUGUCGGACGCAAAAUCGUUACCAAACGCAGUGAUCUAACCGACGAAAAAGGAGACUCCGACAUGUGGAACAUCACCUCUUUUUAUAAAAAUCUCGAAGGGACGGAAGCGGAAAGACUAGCUGUGUACAACGCUGUGAAAGGCGUUCCCAAAGCGCAGCAUCUUUACGACUUUCCAAGUGAAGUUCAGGAAGAUGUGUUUUUUGAUUUAGUUGAUAUUGAUUCAAUUCCUUUUGGCGAAAAUUUUGAAGUGAGAGUUGAGAUGGAAAAUCGCUCUGGCGAGACACGCACUAUUAGUGCCGUUCUCUCCGCAAGCUCAAUUUUUUAUACCGGAGUUACGGCAAGUCAAGUUAAACGUCUGCAACAAACCUUCACCUUGGACUCUAAUCAAAAAGAAACUUUGAAAAUUACGAUAACACCGGAGGAAUAUUUGGACAAAUUGGUCGACCAUGGCUUGAUCAAAAUCUACGCGAUUGCUAACGUGAAAGAAACCAAACAAACCUGGAGCGAAGAAGAUGAUUUUACCUUGAUCAAGCCGGAGAUAACUGUGGAAAUAGCUGAUGCAUGCAAGGUGGGAGAAGAUUGCAGUGUUAGUUUGAGUUUUCAAAAUCCUUUGGAUCUUCCUUUAACCGAUUGCAUUUACACAAUUGAAGGUUUACAAAAACCCAAAACAGUCCAAUUCAGGGAUGUUCAGCCUAAAGAAACUGUCAACAUAAGCGAUUCAUUUAAAGCCAAGCGGCCUGGGGAAAGAAGAAUUGUUGUUAAUUUCAACUCCAGGCAAAUGCAAGGCAUUUCGGGCACAAGCAAAGUUACUGUUCUUUUAUAGAUUGUUUGUUUUUUAAUUAAAGUAAGAAUUUUUAAUA